Messenger RNA from Magallana angulata, 1582 nucleotides. Its product is annotated as protein pelota-like. The coding region runs from base 125 to 1270 and encodes 381 amino acids. NCBI's taxonomy places the organism in Eukaryota, Metazoa, Mollusca, Bivalvia, Ostreida, Ostreidae. Gene Ontology annotation, biological process: nuclear-transcribed mRNA catabolic process, no-go decay; ribosome disassembly; nonfunctional rRNA decay. The transcript is spliced from 12 exons. Gene Ontology annotation, cellular component: cytoplasm. The record is from RefSeq and is a predicted model, not a curated record.
UUUAUGGCGCAUACGUUGCACCAUAUGCGGAAAGACGUGAUAUCUACGUGACGAUGUAGACAGAUAUUGCAGACGAAAAUAAUGACUGAAUCAGAAACAGUGUAAACCUGAUAUUUGAACCAACAUGAAGUUGGUAUCAAGAGACAUCGAUAAGAACAAUGCAGGGUGUGUGACCCUCAUCCCAGAUGAAGCUGAGGACUUGUGGCAUGCGUACAAUUUGAUAAUGGUGGACGAUACCAUCAGGUCGACCACAAUUAGGAAAGUGCAGACUGAGUCGGCUACUGGAAGUGUAAGUGUGAACAAAGUAAGAACGACGCUGACCAUUAAAAUAGAGGCCAUCGACUUUGAUACCCAAGGAUGUGUUCUCAGGCUCAAAGGUCGGAAUAUUCAGGAAAACCAAUAUGUGAAGAUGGGUGCCUACCAUACUCUAGAUUUAGAAGUGAACAGAAAAUUCACACUAGGAAAGCAAGAAUGGGACAGCAUUGCUCUAGAAAGAAUCGAGAUGGCUUGUGAUCCUACUCAGCAUGCAGACCUAGCAGCUGUCAUUAUGCAGGAAGGCCUGGCCAAUGUGUGCCUCAUCACAUCCAACAUGACAAUAGUCAGGGCCAAGAUAGAAACCAACAUUCCACGCAAAAGAAAAGGAAGCUGUACCCAACAUGAUAAGGGUUUAACAAAGUUUUAUGACCAGAUCGUGCAAGCAAUAUUACGCCAUAUAAAUUUUGAUGUUGUAAAGUGUGUGUUAGUUGCCAGUCCUGGAUUUGUGAAGGACCAGUUCAUGGCAUACAUGAUGGACCAAGCCAUAAAGAUGGAAUACAAGGUUCUAAUUGAUAACAAACCUAAGUUUGUAAUGGUUCACUCUUCCUCGGGAUUCAAACAUUCUCUCAAAGAGAUUUUACAAGAUCCUUCUGUCGCCUCUAAGUUAUCUGAUACCAAAGCAUCUGGAGAGGUGAAAGCUUUAGAUGAUUUUUACCAGAUGUUGCAGAACGAUCCAAACCGAGCUUUCUAUGGGGCCAGACAUGUAGAAAAAGCUGCAGAACUGCAAGCUGUGGAAGUCCUCCUCAUUUCAGACGAAUUGUUCAGAGCCCAAAAUGUUGCUCAGAGAAAACGUUUUGUGAAGCUUGUAGACUCAGUGAGAGAAUGUGGUGGAGAUGUGAAGAUUUUUUCCAGCAUGCAUAUAUCAGGCGAACAGCUUGGACUCCUGUCUGGGAUAGCUGCAAUUCUAAGGUUUCCUAUACCUGAUGACGAAGAGGAAGAUUCUGAUGAUGAUUGAUGUUUGGGGAUUUAGGAUUAAUCUAAUUGAGCACUGGACCUGAGGCACUCUCAGCAAAAUCUCGGUGAUGUCAAACGAUGGAAUUUGUCACAUGACUGGUGUCAGUGUAGUUGUGUUGUUCAAUAAUCUCAUUGAUGUAUUUCUCUGGAAAGAAAUACCAAGUUUAUUGAUGUCUGAAACUUUGAAUUGAACUGAUUAUUAAGUAUUUUGUUAAAUUUUUAACAAACCAUGUUGAAUUUUUAACAAUAGCAUUCUUCAUCUAUGAGUAUGUAUAUUUAUUUGUUAUUAAAAAUUGCAAUCAAAUUCUUUGUU